Molecule: messenger RNA, 1047 nt
Organism: Scheffersomyces stipitis CBS 6054
Lineage: Eukaryota; Fungi; Ascomycota; Pichiomycetes; Serinales; Debaryomycetaceae
Gene: IFG3
Product: Ifg3p
Exons: 2
Coding region: 1-1047 (348 amino acids)
Molecular function (GO): D-amino-acid oxidase activity; FAD binding
Source: RefSeq, a predicted model, not a curated record
AUGACGAAAUACGUGAUAGUAGGUUCAGGGAUCAUUGGGCUCUAUACGGCCUACAAUCUUCUUUUAAGAGGAGUUUCUCCAAGAGAAAUCACUAUCGUUGCCGAACAUCUUCCUGGGGAUGAACUGAUCAACUACACUUCUCCAUAUGCUGGAGGAAACUUCUCGUGUAUCACAGAUGAUGACCCAAAGACUUUGUUCUAUGACAAGCACACGUACACGAACUUGAGUAGACUCCAAAAAGAAUUGGGAGGUGCUCCAUGCGGCUUGGACAGAUAUAUUUCUACUGAAUAUUGGGAUACCAAGCCUUCUAAGGAGAAAAUCGAAUCAUUAGCUUCCUAUUUACAAGAAUACGAAAUCAUUGAUCAAAUGAACCUUCCCAUGGGUGUAGCCUAUGGGAUAAAGUUCAGAUCGUGGAACUUCAAUUGUCCCAAGUUUUUAUUGAACUUCCAGAAAUAUCUUCAAGAAAAGGGUAUUAGAUUUAUCAAACGCAAGUUGACUCACAUCACCCAAGCCUAUCUCACUUCUUCAACCAAAACUGUUUUCAAUUGUACUGGAAUUGGAGCCCAUAAACUCGGAGGAGUCAAUGACACAAACGUAUAUCCCACUAGAGGGCAAGUUGUCGUCAUCAAAGCACCUCAUAUAGUUGAAAACGUCAUGAGAUGGGGAGAAGACUAUGCUACCUACAUCAUCAAAAGACCCUACUCCAAAGACCAAUUAAUUCUCGGAGGAUACAUGCAGAAAGACAACUGGACCGCCGAUACAUACAAGCACGAGACGGAGGAUAUUCUCAAGAGAACUACGGAGUUGUUUCCCAAGAUUUUGGCCGAUAACCCUUAUGGUAAUGAUUUGAAGGAUUUGGAAAUCUUGAGAGUUGUGUCCGGUUUGAGACCAAGCCGGUACGGAGGAGUUCGUAUUGAAAAGUCUCUUGUUGAACACAACAAGUACUUGGUUCAUAACUACGGAGCCAGUGGAUACGGAUACCAGGCUGGACUAGGUAUGGGCUACGAAGCUGUGAGAUUAGCAUUGGCUAGAGACAAUAACCUUUAG